Lingula anatina is the source of this 542-nucleotide messenger RNA. Its product is annotated as indoleamine 2,3-dioxygenase 2-like. Gene Ontology annotation, biological process: 'de novo' NAD+ biosynthetic process from L-tryptophan. Gene Ontology annotation, cellular component: cytoplasm. Gene Ontology annotation, molecular function: indoleamine 2,3-dioxygenase activity; L-tryptophan 2,3-dioxygenase activity; metal ion binding. The record is from RefSeq and is a predicted model, not a curated record. NCBI's taxonomy places the organism in Eukaryota, Metazoa, Brachiopoda, Lingulata, Lingulida, Lingulidae.
UAUGCCUGCAGGUCACAGAGAGUUUCUGAACGCCAUAGAAAACGGACCUUCUCUCAGAAAUCACGUGAGACUAUCUCGCGACGAUGGUGUACGGAAAGCAUACAACAAAUGCAUCCAAGCACUUACCGAGUUUCGAUCAUACCACUUUACGGUUACUGUUAAAUAUGUUUUACUGCAGUCGUACAAGAAAAAUGGAAAGUCUAGUAAUAAUACGGACGCCCAAGGGGCAGGCGGGACAUAUUUGGUCUCCUUCCUGAAAUCGACUCGCGACCAGACAGCCAGAUGUUUUCUUGGCGACAGAGAGACAGGACAAAUGAAAUGGCAGGCAGACGACAUGGAUUUAGAAGGCCUGAAAAUGAAAGAAAGUUCGUCUCUUCUACACCCCGGGACCAACCUCAUCGUCAAAUCAAAAUCAGAUCAAGAGAUUUUUAAAGAAGACCAUUAAAAGUCAAAUUUAUUUGUUUUGAGAUAGAAAACAUCCACCGAAAAUUAAUUCAUUAACAGUUCAUUAUGCCCCGUAAGCAAAAAAUUCCAGGCCCGUA